AUGAAGCUAUUGUUAGGUGUAUUGUUCCUUUGGCUGCUCUCCUCAGAAGGUAAUGCAGACGAUCUGAAAGAAUAUGGGAAACUAGAGGCUCUAAGAAGCUUGCAGUUUUCAUGUGAGGAGACGAUUUUCCCUGAGACCCCCUCAUCUUCAGUUCAUGCUCUAAGGCCAGCUGACAUUAAAGCAGUCACUGCAAUAGGAAGUUUUCAAAGAACACCAGGAUCUGUUGAGGAUUUACUCCAAAGCACAGGAAAGAGCUUCCUUGAAGUAAGCGUGGAAACUUUAGCAGGUCUCAUUAGCACUUUUAAUCCCACGGUCCUACACCUGUCCCCUCUGCCAGACACAAUGGGAGCAACGCCAGACAGUCAACCCAUAGACCUCCUGCAUCAAGCUGAAGAAAUAGUGGAGCUCAUGAAAGAGAAUCAGUUGAUGGACUUCCAAAAUGACUGGAAACUAAUCACAGUGUUUUUUAGUGCUGAAAACCCAUGUUCCUCCUGUGCUUCCACACAACUGAAGAACUGCACACUGGAAAAUCUGGAAAAACUUAAAGCUGUCCUGGAUUUCUUGUACAAGAAGGUUCCCAAGGCCUUCAUAAAUCUAGUGGAUUCCACUGAGCUCGCAACUGCCUCUCCUGCAUGCCAAGGUUACAGCAAUGCCAGCAAUCCAGACAGGAAUCAGUGCAGUUGUGUGGGUGAACGCUUCACAUUAGAUGAUAACAUACUGAGGUGGUCCUAUCAGGAUGCUUGGGAAAAACUACUGGAAUCUGAGAGGUUUGAUCAGAGGGAUGACUUCACUGUUGUUCUUCAGCCUUCUCUCCAAGAAAGAAAUCUGCUGCUCAGACAGGGGAAGGACAGUUUGACUGCAACAUCAAAGACACAAAUGAAAACUCUGGAAGACUGUAUUUUCAUGGCUGUGGGCCUCUGGAACAACAUGAUGCAACCAGUUGGACAGAAGCAGCCUUAUGGUGUCACAAAAAUUGUUGAGGUCCAAUGUCCAUCUCAGGAAAAUCCGUAUUUGUUUACAUAUAGAAAUAGUAAUUAUUCAUCUUCCCUGAAGACAUCAAACACCAAAGAAACAUCUCAGGAGAGAAGUUAUGGAACAAAUAUUCCCUGUACUGACCGGGAUCCAUCUGAUACAGUUCCGGUUUCAGUUCAUAAUUUGAAACCGGCAGAUAUUCGGGUGAUUGCCGCAGUGGGAGAUUCGAUCACAGCAGCUAACGGGGCAGGGUCCAAACCCCAUGAUGUUCUGAAUGUCCUGGUUCAGUACCGAGGUCUUUCUUGGAGUGUUGGAGGAAAUGAAAACAUAAGCACAGUCACGACACUACCAAAUAUUCUUCGUGAGUUCAACCCAACCUUGGUAGGGUAUUCCACUGGCACUGGAUCGGAGAAUUCACAAAAUGCUGCACUCAACCAAGCCGUGGCUGGUGCUCGUGCAGAAGAUGUUCCUCAACAGGUUAGAAAACUGGUGGACCGCAUGAAGAACAAUACUAGAAUAAAUUUUCAGACUGACUGGAAACUCAUAACACUUUUCAUAGGAGGGAAUGACCUAUGCAGCUUCUGUGAGGAUCCAGCUCACCAUUCUCCUGAAAACUACACCUACAAUCUACAAACAGCUUUGGACUUACUUCACAAAGAGGUUCCACGGGCAUAUGUGAACCUGGUGACAAUACUUUCCAUUGAAACACUCCGGGAGCUGCACGCAUUGAAAAACAAUAGCUGUCCAAAAUUGCUUAUGAGGAUCCUGUGCCCUUGUGUCAUAACCCCUAAGGACAACUCCAAUGAGUUGAAGAGGUUGAUCUACUUUAACAGAAGGUAUCAGGAAAGAACCCGCCAGUUAGUGGAGAGUGGAAGGUAUGACACUAAGGAUGAUUUCACAGUGGUUAUGCAGCCAUUUCUGACUAAUAUGGACAUGCCAAAAACACAGGAGGGGUUGCCGGAUGAUUCCUAUUUUGCCCCAGAUUGUUUCCACUUCAGCCAGAAGACUCAUUCCCAGGCUGCACGUGGUUUGUGGAACAACAUGCUGGAGCCCUUAGGGGAGAAGAGAGAUAAUCAGAGCAUGGAAGAGGAGAUUCUUCUCAAAUGUCCAAAUGCAGCUGUGCCGUUCCUGAGGACGUAUAAGAACAGUAAUUACACAUACCCCAACCAAACUCCAAAUUAUGGGAGCCAACUGCCAUGUGAAGACAGGUCCCCGUCCUCCCCUCCUGCAGCUUCAGUGCAUUCCCUAAAGCCAGCUGAUGUGAAGAUUAUAGCAGCCCUUGGGGAUUCUUUGACGGCUGGUACAGGAAUCACCUCAGAUGGUCUAGAGGAUUUGGCCACUCAAUACCGGGGACUGUCUUGGAGUAUUGGAGGAGAUGAGUCGUUAAAGAAUGUGACAACUCUACCUAACAUCUUUCGAGAGUUCAAUGUUACAAUCAUGGGCUAUUCAACUGGCACCGGGAGUGAGAAUGAUUCCAAUGCGUUCCUUAACCAGGCAGUUCCUGGAGCAGAAGCUGAGCACUUACCAGCCCAAGCAAGAAAUCUUGUGAGACUUAUGAAAAGUGAUUAUAGAAUUGACUUCAGUGCUGACUGGAAGCUCAUAACUGUGUUUAUUGGAAACAAUGAUCUGUGCAACUACUGCAAAGACCCUGAACACUACUCACCUGAGAAUUACAUCAAAAGGAUCCAAGAAACUCUUGAUAUUCUGCACAAGGAGGUUCCAAAAGCUCUAGUGAAUCUGGUUGACGUGGUGGAUUUCCACCCUCUGAGACAGUUCUUUGUGGAUACUCAAGUUCAGUGCCCCACUUACUUGGCAGAUUAUCUGUGUAGCUGUAUUUUCACAGGAGAAGAAAACUCAGAAAAUUUAACGAUGGUGAGGGAAGCCACCAGAGCUUACAGGCUUGGCAUUCAGAGACUAAUAGAGUCUGGCAGAUAUGACACUCAUGAAAAUUUCACAGUGGUCAUCCAACCUUUCCUCCAAAAUAUAAAGAUUCCUCUUGGUCAGGAUGGGCAACUAGAUGUAUCCUACUUUUCACCUGACUGCUUCCAUCCCAGCCAGAAGGGCCAUUCUCAGCUUGCCAAGGCUCUCUGGAAUGCCAUGUUACAGCCUGUAGGCCAGAAGGCUGACUCAUUUGAUUUCACGGAUGACAUCGUCCUUGGCUGUCCAGCUCAGAACAAGCCAUUCCUGGGAACAUACAAGAAUAGCAACUACACACCUGUGGAGCCCACUCGUGAGCCAAUAGAGAAUUGGGGCAGUGAGCUAUCGUGUCCUGAACGGUCUCCAUCUAGUCGUGUGCCAACAUCAGUACAUGAGCUACGACCUGCUGACAUCAGAGUCAUAGGAGCACUGGGAGAUUCCCUGACUACUGCAGUAGGAGCCAAAGUACCUGACCUAGAAACAGACUGGAGGGGACUUUCCUGGAGCAUUGGAGGUGAUGAGACCCUGGAGAUCCAGGCUACUUUACCUAAUAUCUUGAAGAAAUUCAAUCCGAACCUCUUUGGCUUCUCCACUGGCAUUUCUAAGGAAACAGCUGGAUUCAACGUUGCAGAGAGAAAUGCCAUGGCGCGCAAUAUGCCAGCCCAAGCGCGUGAGUUAGUGGAGCUAAUGAGAAACAGCUCGAAAAUUAACUUCAAGGAAGACUGGAAGCUGAUCACUGUCCUUGUUGGAGGCAGCGACCUGUGCCAAUACUGCUUGGACAAGGAAACCAACUCAGUGCAAAAGUAUGUAAAGCACCUUCAGGACACACUGGAUAUUUUCUAUGAGGAGCUCCCAAGAGUCUUUAUCAACAUGGUGGAAAUGCUAGAGUUUUCUGGACUGCGUCAGAUCACAGCAAGCUCUUCAGGGUGUGCUCUGACAGCAAAGCAAAUUUGUCCAUGUUUCUUAAACCCCGAGGAAAAUUCUCCUGAACUACAAGAAAUUAAGAGAGUUAACAGAGAUUUUCAGGCUGAAGCCUUGCAGCUGAUCAACAGUGGUCGCUAUGAAAACCGUGAGGACUUCGCCGUUGUCAUGCAGCCGUUUUUCCGAAACACCUUGUUGCCCCUGGAUAGCACUGGUUGGCCAGAUCUGAGUUUCUUUGCUGCAGACUGUUUUCAUUUCAGUGUAAGAGGCUAUGCUGAGAUGGCCGUGGCUCUUUGGAAUAAUAUGCUGGAGCCAGUUGGUGAAAAGCAGACUUACAACAACUUUACCCUUGAAAGAUCAAAACUCAAGUGUCCAAACCCAGAGAAGCCUUUUCUUUUCACGCGGAGAAAUAGUGGAUUUGGAAAUUCAGACCUCAACUUGGAGAAAUCUGAACCUUCAGUCCCCUACUGGGCUGUCAUUGUGGCUGCAAUAGCUGGAGUCCUGCUGGGUUCUUUAUUUGUCCGCGCUGUGUCACGAAGAGGAACCAAGAAGUCCCAGCGUAAGACUGACAUAGAAAAGGACAUCAAAACAACCCCUCUGUAACACAAGUCAAACAAACAUCUUUCUCUGGCUGCUCUUUGGUGUGACACAAACUAGCAGAAUAAAAAACCUGUUGGACAUCAAUGAAGCUUCUUGGUUGCCCACGGAUUUUUGGGCCCAAUAAUCUUAGUAAGAAAUGUACUGUAAAGUUAACUUCUGCAGAUCAGUCAGGUGGAGGAUGAAGUUCUAGGUAUGUUGUGGUUUAACCCCAGCUGACAAAUAAGUGCCACACAGCUGCUUGCUCACUCCUCCCAUUCCCCCUCAGUGGGAUGAGGAAGAGAACUGGAAAAAGGUAAAACACACGAGUUGAGAUAAGAACAGUUUAAUAACUGAAAUAAAGUGAAAUAUAAUAACAAUAACUGUAGUGAAAUGGGAAAGAACAAAAAAGAGAGAGAGGAGUAAAACCCAAGAAAAACAAGUAAUGCACAAUACCAUUGUCAUCACUCGCUGACUGAUGCCCAUCCCAUCCCCAAUUAGUCAUCAGCUCCUCCUGCCCUUCUUCCCCAAGUUUAUAUACUAAGCAUGAUGAUUUAUGGUAUGGAAUAUCCAUUUGGCCAGUUUAGGUCAGCUGUCCUGGCCUGGUUCCCUCCCAGCUUCUUCUGCUGGCAGAGCAUGGGAAACUGGGAAGUCCUUGAUGUAGAGUAAGCACUAUUUAGCAACAACUAAAAUAUCAGUGUGUUAUCAACAUUAUUCUCAUACUAAAUCCAAGAUGCAGCACUGAACCAGCUGCUAAGAAGAUUAUUAACUCUACCCCAGGUGAAACCAGGACAAAGUCUUAAAGCUUUUUCAUUCAGGGGUGCAAUUCUCUGUUUUGUGAAUAAUACUUAGGAUGUCAAUUGCUUGCAGAAAGCAAGAAAACUUGUUGAUGCAUCUUGGCACCUUAAUUGUGCAUCUGUCCUUGUCUCUUUUAAAACUACAUUUAACAUGUUAGAUACAAGUCCAUGAUUGCAUCCUGGUGUUCUCUAAUAGCAAGGUGUGAGACAAAUAGCAGCUGCAAUUUCACAGUAGAUUCCAGCAAGACUAUUGAGCUGAAGGUGCUAAGGUGAUUCUACAGGAGCAAGUACAAUGCCUUUGAAACAUCUUUAAGCCAGCUUCUGAGCAACUUGGAUCAUCCACAUGUCAUCCCUGAUCCAGUGCUGGGCAGCACAGAGAGAAUAACUGCACCUUCUCCACUGCCUUGGACUCCAGGUUCCAUCCAUCUGGGACUGGGUGUGGAGCUGGGCCAUGCCCAUCACUUCUCCUCCAGGGGUAAAUAGCCCAGGGGCAGUCCUGUACCUUCCUGCCCACCACUGCAUGGCAGCUGGUUCCAGAACGACUCUUCCUGUGAUAAAGGAAUUUCUUCACUAGCAUGCAGUACAGGGUCUAAACAAAAAUGAGAUACCUGUAAGCUUAGCCCUCCUUGCAGGAUUUGUGUUCUGCUCAGGUCUCCCAGGGAGGAGAGUCCAUGGCUGUUCUCCAAGGAAGAACUUUCAAAGUUAGUUUCGUUGGGCUUUUUGGUGUUUGUGGGGUUGUUUGUUUGU
Messenger RNA from Myiozetetes cayanensis, 5930 nucleotides. RefSeq names its product phospholipase B1 (gene PLB1). Lineage: Eukaryota; Metazoa; Chordata; Aves; Passeriformes; Tyrannidae. Gene Ontology annotation, molecular function: A2-type glycerophospholipase activity; phosphatidylcholine lysophospholipase A1 activity; retinyl-palmitate esterase activity. Gene Ontology annotation, cellular component: brush border membrane. The transcript is spliced from 58 exons. The record is from RefSeq and is a predicted model, not a curated record. Bases 1 to 4413 code for a protein of 1470 amino acids. Gene Ontology annotation, biological process: phospholipid metabolic process.